GGGCCUGUAAGUAACCGGGCAGGAUUUUUGAAAGCAGAAAAUAUAGCUACUUAAUUAAUUAUCUAUACAUUACAUAUGGACAUACUAAGAAAGAGUAGUUCUUUGUUCACUUUUUCUAAGCUUCUGUUUAAACCUACUCUGGGUUUUUCCAGAAUAACCAGGGUUUCACUUUCCACGGCUUAUGAACGCGCACAGAAAAUAGGAGGAAGAGGUGAUCAGAGCGAAUCGACGACUUAUCACACCGAAAACGACGUCGUUGGUGGAAGAAACAGUGAGCACAAGAUUGAGGAUGAGAGUGGCGUUACGGGAUUUGUUGCAGAUAAAGCAAGAGAAGGAGCUAUAGGAGCGACGAAAAUAGCGGAAAAGAUGGGGGAGUUGGCUUCGGAAACUAUAGACACAGCUUGGGACUCGGCAAACAAUACAACUCAAAAUGUCCAAGACACGUUGAUCGCCACUGCUGACAAAAAUGUUGUCGAUACAACCGAAUAUAGAUCCAUACAAGAUCUAAACAACUCUUCACUCCAACCCAACCAAGAUCAUCAUAACCCAACUCUUUGAUCACGACCAUUAAUUUUAGCUCUUAUUUAUUGAAUCUUAUAAUAUAUGUCUUCCCGUAUUUGUUUAGCAGCUUAUUAUAAAAAAUAUACAUUAUAGCGUUUGGUUAUUUCUAUCUCUGUAGUGCGGGUACGCUACGUACUCUCUUUCUCCUAUAAAAUUAUAUUAUAAUGGUAAAUUAAUACA
Molecule: messenger RNA, 741 nt
Organism: Cannabis sativa
Lineage: Eukaryota; Viridiplantae; Streptophyta; Magnoliopsida; Rosales; Cannabaceae
Exons: 2
Coding region: 76-558 (160 amino acids)
Source: RefSeq, a predicted model, not a curated record